CAAGCAUCUCCGCCUGGCAUAUCUCGUAGUCCAUCAAAAAUCCAAGGAGGCUACUACACCACUGGCUCCAUGCUGCCACCACCUCCCCCACCCCCGAUGGCAAGACCUGUAGCAAUCAUCAGAUCUACGGCCGAUUUGGCACACAGUGGCAGUGUGUCACCAGGGCCAGUGUCACCGCCACAUUCAGCUGCUGGGAGUAGUGGAGGUAAUGGAGGGUCAAUACUGCCAGACGUGUCCCCUCCUGACCGCAGAGACGACGGCCUCAGUCCACCGCCACCGGCUACGUCUGCGCCACCAGUCUCCCAGAUGUUUGUGUGUGGCGCUAGCUUUGGAGGUGUGCGUAUGUAUCAACAGGACGGUCCACUGCGGUUAGCCAUCACCAGCCGCCAUGAUCCUCCCUCACAUCCCCCUCACCACCAACACCACCACCAGCAUGGACAGCUAUUUACAUAUUCCAGUAUGAGUCCAGUGAGUGCCAUGUCAGGAGUUAUUUCUCCCACAAGUAUGAGCCUCUUCACCUCUCCCGGUACCACCCCACGUACCACCCCACGGUCAACGCCACCGGUGCCACGCUGGAACACUCCCUUCAUCAAUCUGGAUGAAUCUAUGGACUAUACGACUAUGUCCACCCUAAUGCCAACACUGCCGGCUGAUGCCACCUCGGCACAACUCAUAGAGGAUGAUCGGUACUUUACAACAGUUGUUCACAGUGGAGAUGCAACUGCAGGAGCACAAGGAGCAUCCUCAGCAGAGACAGGUCCACCAACUGCCCUAGACACCAGUCCGGGGGGUCACCCAGGGGCACCACACACCCCGACCAAAACACAGUCCUCGUAACCAGGCCAGAUAAUAGCACAGAUGGGUCAUCUCAUACCUCAGGAACCGUUGGGUCUGAUAUAAGCUGGUAGUAAGUGAUGAUGGAAGCCAGAUCAAAACAAUACUGGAGUGUGUGACAAGUGUAAAACUUAACAGUGAAAAACAGUUUUAUGUGCCAAAUACAAACCAAAAUGAAAAAAUUCAGGACAGACACUUAAAAAAAUAUCCCUUAAUCUUGUUGUCAAGUUAUCCUUUAUAGACUUGCAUCUAUACCAGGCAUACUCAUCCUAGAUCUGCAUGGCAAAGCUCAUGCAUGAUUUUAGGUUUAAGCCAGUGUAAGCAGGAGUACGAAGUGGACACCAGACAUCUUAUAAAUGAAUCACAGUGCCAGCAAAAUAACAUGCAAUAAGUAAUGUAAGUGCUUCAUAGCUUUCUGCAGAGUGAUUAGAGUUUAUGGUUGUGCAAUUUUUUUUUUAGCAUCUGAAGAGUUCUUCCCAUUUAUUUUAGAUCUGUAUCUAGUUAACCCAAUGAAGGUCAGAUUGGAUCAGAUGAAGCAUUCUUCUGUGAGCUCAUGCCAGUUGGACCAAGUUCAGAUGUGUUCAGAAGACAGAGCCUUUUUUUUUUCUGAGGAGUACCUAAUUUCUUUGUGCACAGCCGAGGUUUCUUCAAAGAGGCGCAGAAUUGAAGCGUACUCUGUAAGAGGUCGUUCCAAGGGUGCAGUUUACACAGUGCUCAGGUCAUUCUUGGAGUACACAGUGAAGUUGUGCUUGGGUCAUUGUGGGGAGUACAAAAUCAUUCACUCCUUCAUGGGUCAUUCUAGGGAUACAAACUCAUGCAUUGCGCAUUCGCGACGUUUAAAUUCUAGGUUGAUACGAGUGAAUGGUUUUUCAUAUUUUUGGGGGUAUAUUGUCUGAGUACCCAAAACUUCAACAUGCAUUUGGGGGGGGGAAGGGGGCUCUUUGCUAUACCUGGACCUUGUACAGUGUCAAAAUUUCAGUACACAUAAUAAUCAAGUUUGUAUCUCAUUUGAGUGUUUGUGUCAGUUAACUCUUGCUGGCCAGGGUCAACUCUUGCAGCUCAGAGUCAAGUCUUGCAGCUCAGAGUCAAGUCUUGCAGUUUCAGAGUCAAGUCUUGCAGUUCAGAGUCAAAUCUUGCAGCAUAGAAUCAGGUCUUGCAGUUCAGAGUAAAGUCUUGCAGCUCAGAGUCAAGUCUUGCAUUUUCAGAGUCAAGUCUUGCAGUUCAGAGUCAAAUCUUGCAGCAUAGAAUCAAGUCUUGCAGUUCAGAGUCAAGUCUUGCAGCUCAGAGUCAAGUCUUGCAGCUCAGAGUCAAGUCUUGCAGUUUCAGAGUCAAGUCUUGCAUUCAGAGU
Messenger RNA from Cherax quadricarinatus, 2182 nucleotides. The record is from RefSeq and is a predicted model, not a curated record. Lineage: Eukaryota; Metazoa; Arthropoda; Malacostraca; Decapoda; Parastacidae.